UCCGUCGCUCAAUUGAAGCUCACUCUCCUCUUCGCAGGAACAAAACCUGUCUACUCUCUCUCUCUCUCUACUCUUCUUCACCAUUUCUUCUGGUUCUGAUUCUAGGGCUAUGCUUUCUGAACUCGGGGCAAUGGCUUCUCUCAGCAAUGUCUAUUUGUCACCAAAAUCGCAGUAUCCUUCUUCUUUUUCUUCUGCAAUUUCGCCAUGUAAAAGUGUUUGCUUAGUUUCUCCAAAGACAGCUUCGGAUUUUCAAUUAAAGGGGGUUUCUAUGAAUCUUGAUCUGUUUGUAAUUCGAGGGAAUCACCAUGGCAGAGCUUGGAAAUGUGGUGUUCAGUUGGUUCCAAUUAUGGCGGUGCAAAAGUCAGAGCCUCUGAAGAUUAUGAUUGCUGGAGCUCCAGCAUCAGGAAAAGGAACACAAUGUGAGCUAAUCACAAAGAAAUAUGGAUUGGUGCACAUUGCUGCUGGAGAUCUAUUGAGGGCAGAGGUUGCUCAAGGAACAGCAAAUGGAAAGAAAGCAAAAGAAUACAUGGAGAAAGGCAUGCUGGUUCCUGAUGAAAUAGUUGUCACAAUGGUGAAGGAGCGCCUAUUGCAGCAGGAUGCCCAAGAGAAGGGCUGGCUUUUGGAUGGAUAUCCGAGGAGCUUAUCUCAAGCAACAGCCUUGGAAAACCUGCAAAUCCGGCCCGAUCUUUUCAUUCUGUUGGAUGUCCCUGAUGAGAUUCUCGUUGAGAGAGUUAUUGGCAGAAGGCUUGACCCUGUUACUGGAAAGAUCUACCAUUUGAAGUAUUCUCCUCCCGAGACUCAAGAAAUAGCUAAUAGGCUUACUCAACGCUUCGAUGAUACUGAAGAAAAGGUAAAGUUGCGGUUGAAGACCCAUCAUCAGAAUGUGGAAGCUGUACUUUCCAUAUAUGAAGAAGUCAUAAUCAAGGUGAAGGGGGAUCUUCCAAAAGAGACUGUGUUUGCGGAUAUUGAUGCUGCGCUAAGUGUAGUUCUUGAGAGCAAAGCCAAGCCCAUUUCAGCUGCCAUGGCGACCAGUGUGACACAGUGAAGAUCCAACAUUGUAGCAUAGCAGUUCGGAUGUGAUUUGAAGGCAUAUCUUUGUCUCCCUUUGAGGAAGGGAGGGAGGAUGAGAGUAAUUUUUCAGCUGCAGGAAAAUAUAUCCAAUUAUCCCUUGUGAGUUAACUAUAGUGUUGUUGUUCACUAUAGAUUGAAAUAGUUGUGUAGUUUGAAAUGUCACUUGCAUUUUGCCUGUGUUAAUUCAUCACGACAAUUGACUUGCCAUCCAUUGUCUGUCCAGUCCAUUCAGCUUAUGAGCUGAUGGAAUAAUAUAAACCCAACGAUCCAAAUUGAAUCUGGACUAAUCUGAUGGU
This is a messenger RNA of Amborella trichopoda, 1367 nucleotides long. It is a transcript of the gene AMK2, whose product is annotated as adenosine monophosphate kinase. Lineage: Eukaryota; Viridiplantae; Streptophyta; Magnoliopsida; Amborellales; Amborellaceae. The record is from RefSeq and is a predicted model, not a curated record. Gene Ontology annotation, biological process: nucleobase-containing compound metabolic process. Gene Ontology annotation, molecular function: ATP binding; AMP kinase activity.